GCUCGCCACACGCCGCCGCGUGGAUGGGGCACUCCGCCCUGUCAUGGCUUUCAGUCCGUCUGCAUUAAGUAAGGAUAAGAUAUAUAGAAAUGGUAGCAAAGAUCUCUGCCUGCCUUCCUCCGUCGUCUCCCAAACUCGCCAGGUUUUGGAAUCUGGUUGAUUGGCGUAUAAUCAGAGAAUGGAUAGUGAAGCUUCUACUGCUGUUAACGAUUGCGCUGUUCAUGUCGUCAGCACGUCCAGCAAAAGAAAACAUGAUAAAGCCCCUAGAAAAAUCCACGAUGCUGAGAGGGAGCCAAGAGAUAAAGUUCCUAGAAAAAUCCACAAGGCCGAGAGGGAGAAACAGAAGCGUGAUAAUAUGAAUGUGCUAUUCGCAGAGCUAGCCAAAGUUUUGGAUCCAUCUCAUCACAAUUAUGGAAAGGCUUGCAUAUUAAAAGAAACAAUGCGGUUAGUGAGGGAACUAAUUGUGCAGGUUGAUAAUCUCAGAAAGGAGAACGCUUCUCUUAAUUCAGAAUCUCAUUACAUGACUGUUGAGAAGGAUGAGCUUAAAGAAGAAAAAAGUGCGCUGGAAGCCCAGAUUGAGAACCUGCAGACUGAAAUAAACAAAAAAAUUCGUUCCCAAACUACCAACAUUGAUAACGUUACUUCUCCGCCACAGCUGACAGAGGACCAUCUUAGAACGAGUAUACAUGAUUAUGCAUCAUCCUCGGCUGCAGCUACGGGGCCCGUUUUGGUUGUGCCUUUACACAAUGACCUUCAAAUGUACAGCACGGCUGACAAUGCAGAGGCUGUGCAGAAUCUCCCGCCCAGUGUGAGUAGACCUCGCCCACGAUACCCAUCACCCUCGGAUUCAUGGCCAUCUCGUGUGCUCAACGUGACAUCAAACACAACAGAGGAUUCUUAGCUUCUUAGGUAAUUAAGUAUUAGAACCACACUGUUGAAUGAGCUAUUACCAUAAUCACAGUGAUUGAUUGUUCGUCUCAGGAAUCUCUAAUCGCUCAACUGAUUAUUGUAAAUGUGGUUAUCGUUCUUGAUUUCUUUCGGUUUUAAUUGGGUUGAUUCUUUAUUGGUUGUGCGGUUAUGUUUCCCACUGGGGUAAGAUAUGCUUACUUCACAUUGCUGGACUGAUCGGUUUUAGGACAAGUUCACUCUGGUGCACGUUUUCACAUUUCUUGUGUACUCAUCCAAUUCCCCUUUUAGGUGAGGAAAAUGUUAUUAUCAUGGUUACCUGAUUACAUGCUUAAUUUCUAGGAAAAUGUAAGUCAAAAAAUUUGUGAAAGAUUGUAAGUUUGUACUGAGCAAAAUGCAAACAUUUAGGACA
Messenger RNA from Ipomoea triloba (trilobed morning glory), 1318 nucleotides. Its product is annotated as transcription factor bHLH47-like. The record is from RefSeq and is a predicted model, not a curated record. The transcript is spliced from 5 exons. Gene Ontology annotation, molecular function: protein dimerization activity. The coding region runs from base 179 to 901 and encodes 240 amino acids. Lineage: Eukaryota; Viridiplantae; Streptophyta; Magnoliopsida; Solanales; Convolvulaceae.